Messenger RNA from Notechis scutatus (mainland tiger snake), 3323 nucleotides. Lineage: Eukaryota; Metazoa; Chordata; Lepidosauria; Squamata; Elapidae. The record is from RefSeq and is a predicted model, not a curated record.
AUGCUUGCUCUUCACCGUAUUGUUCAUUCAUUUGCAACAGGGCCAGUGUCCAUCUGCGGCGAAGUGACCGUCUUGCACGGCGGAUUCCUGCUGGCGUCCAGGCUGUGCCACCCGAAGCCGUUAUCCGAACUGACCAAAUCCGACUGGUCGGUGGUGGGCAAACCCAUCCUGGAAGCUCUGCAGGAGAUCUGCACCUCCUAUUCCUCUUAUCCACCCCAGCCCAACCUCUGGAAGAAAAAGGCCGCUGUUGUCCUCUGGUCAAAAAUCCUCCUGUCGGGUGUGCCAUCCGACCAACGCUGGAAGAACGAUGCUUUCUUCUCCGUCAGCAACGCCAUCCCCGAGAUCAACCGCACCGUCCUUUUCGAGCUGUUCAAGGCGGUCAACGCGCCCCGGCUUUUUGCCCAGUUGCUUCUGGCGUUGCCCAAUCCCCUUUGCCAAAAAGAGCUGCAGACCUUCGUGGAGUACGUCGCCAAGGAGACGUCUCCGGCAGACGUAGUGUUCUUCCUGGACGUUUGGUGGGAGAUUAUGAAGCACAAAGGAGGCGAGGAGGAUCGCUUGGUGCUGCUGUUCCAAAACGUGACCCACCAGCAUGUUUUGGAGUCGGAAGAACUGGACCAACCCUCCAAGCGGUUCAAGAGCGGCCCUUCGUCCCUGCCGGAGAACUCCGCCGUCCCUCUCGUCCUCCCGAUCUUGACCGAAGGGCUCAAAACGAUCAAAGACAACCUUGGACCGACCAGGGUGAAGUGUUACGCCCUUGCUAACUUAGUGGAUGUCUUGUCGGCCUUGGUGGCCACCGAGUGCGAAGCGAAGGCGUUGUCUCCUCAGGCUUACUUGGAGAAGAUCUCCUCAGUGGUGACCCUCUGGAGCUGCGACGGCGAAAACCGAUACAGCAACAAGGAUUUGGAUGUCAAGGUGAAGGAAGCCGAGAGGAGCAUGAGUUUGCUGGACAUGGUCAAGUUGUCCAAGCAAUUGGUGCUCGGCAACUUAAGCUUCCUCCUCUCCUUGUUGAAGGAGUGGUCUUCAGAGCUCCAGGUUUUCUUGAAUGACCCUAAGCAGGUCUGCUACGAAAGCUACCGGCUCCUCGAUUGCUUGGCCUCUUUGCAGAAGAGGUCAGGCGAUUGCGGCCUAGAGGACCUCGACCAAGCCCGAGUGAUGUUGGAUUUGGGCAGAGUCAUCGCGGACCUCCUGAAGAAGAUCAACCCUGAGACUUGGGGGAAGAGCACCAGCGGCGAUCUGCUGGCUUCAGUAGCCAUGGUGAUCAUUGACAAGAAAAUGGACAGACACAAAGAAGUGUGCUCUGUGUUUGCGAAGGAGAAAAACUGGGCCUUGAGCAAGGAAUGGGUUGCCUGCCUCGUUAAGAAUAAAGAACUUUUCCAGGAUCCAGAACUGAUCUUGAAGCUGCUGGAGACCGUCGCCUCUCUAGAAUCCUCUGAGGAUUCAUCCGGAAACCAAGAAGAACAAACCCAGCUGGUCAAGAUCAUCCUCGGGUGUUACACCGAACUUUCCUUGCCAGAUAAGAACAAAGUCAUUGCUGGUGUUUUGGCGACUUGGGGCAGGCUAGGCCUUUCCAAGCUGAUGGUAGCAUUCUCCGAAAGAUUCCAGGAGGAACUCAACGUGGCCUUCAACCAGAUCAUCAAGAGCGCCUCUGGGGAAAGUUUUAAGAAAGCCAUCCUUGCAGUGUCCCGUCUGGUGGUCCUCAACCCAGAAGGUACCAUCAAGAAGAUGAGUAAUUUAGCUAUCGCCAACUUGGGAACCCAUCAAUACUUGGCCGAGAUCCUCUGUUCAUUCCCAGCUCUGAACUUCCAAGAACCGCGGGGUCAGCCCGACGUAUCCGUCAACUUUCUCCUAGAAUGUUUGAAAGAGGCGGUUUGGGACCGCCUCUCUUCUCCCAAGGAGAAGGAGCAAUUUUUAGAGUUUCUAGGUCAUCUCAUGCAACCGAGUGGAACAAGUCCCCUCCUGUCUCCUUCGGAGGUCAUCCAAAGCUUGAUCUUUCCAUUUCUGAAGUCGGAUUCUCCCCGAAUUGAGCUCUGCUUGCAAAUCCUCGACAAGGCUUUGAAAGUCCCCUCGGAACAGAGCUGGAUUCAUACCUGCCACCCGUUUCCACUCGCCUUUUCUCUCUGCAAACUCCUGGAUGGCUUCUGCCAAUAUUGGCACCAACUGCAAGACCAAGAGAGGUGUUCCCUGGAGACCAAAGAUUUGGUGGUCACCAACUUAGCCCAGCUUUGCGAUAUUCUUCUGGUCCAGAAGGACUCCUUGUCUCCCCAGCUGUGGACCCAGUCGGUAGCCUGGUUGCACAAGAAGAUCAACGUCUUGGACUGGACCAUUGGCCUCCGCAUGAAGAACGUCUUUGGAGAACAUUUCAAGAACGAGGUCCCGGCGACUCUCUUUGAGGUCUGUAAGCUUCCAGAGGAGGAAUGGACGACUCGUCCGCUCCCAAAUUAUGGGCCAGGCAGUGGGUUGCUGGCCUGGUUAGAAACGUGUUGCGUCUCAACCGCCCUGCGGGAGCAGAUGCUCGUUCUACUCAUGAUUAACGUGGAUAACCCUGAAGAGGUCAACCUCUUCAGCAAAGGGUUCUUGGUGGCCCUGGUCCAGGUCCUUCCCUGGUGUAGCCAAAGUGAGUGGAAAAGACUUGUCCAUGUGAUCAAAAGUCUCCUGGAACGAGAGAUCCUCUACGUGCCUUACUCGCUUGAGUACGUCCAAUAUUUACCGUUGUUGAAUUUCCGGCCUUUUGCCUAUCAUCUCCAGUUGUCCGUCCUUCUCCUGCGGACCUUCCAGUUCCUUUGUGGUUCCAGUGGCGCGACAUGGAUGCCAGUGGAGGCGUGGAAACACGUCGGAAGGCUCUACUGCCUUAGCUUAUCCGAUCUUCUGGGCUCGGUGAAGACCAUCGCCCGUGGCCAGUGGCACUCCGCAGAAGAGAAGAACGUCGUCCGGGAGCUGUCCUUUGUUUACAUCCAGAUGUUCUGCCAUGUGCUUCAUGUGGCCGCCAUGUUGCCCGACCAUGGGACGGGGGAACCUCUUCUGCUGCUCUCCUUGGAGAUCCUCUCGCAGUAUGAGAUGCUGUAUGACCUCGAUGAAUCGCUGGGGAGCGCCCUGCGCAAGGCGAACGAGAUCCACUUCCUGGAAUCCAUCGUGGAGAACGUCACCAACAAGGAGCUGCGCACCAUGCUGCUCCACAAGCUCCAUAAGCUCUGAGGAGCCAAAUUCAGAUUUUAGGAGGUGCACGGAUGGCGGGGCCCCGGGUUGGGGUUCGAGAGAAGCCAAAACAGCAUUCAGCAGAGGAGAGAAAAAUCUCAACGGGAAAUUUGCAAGAUCUAUAAUAAACC